AUGCUUUCUUCGAUCUUGCUAACUGCGAGUGCACUAACUCUAACAUGCGCGCAACAAUUGCUUCGCGACCCAGGUAUCGCAGGGCCACCUCUCGAGAUUGCACAUCUCUACAAUGACCAAUGGCCCACAGGCAUAACAGUAUCGCGCACCGGCCGCAAGUUCUCCAACUACCCCGGCGGCCUCGACGCCAACAACACAAACACAGGCACAAACAACAAAUACACAGUCGCAGAACUAACUUCCAACAACACCGAAACCCCCUACCCAAACGCCGAAAUCAACAACCCCCCAGGCGGAGCAAUAAACUACACCACCACGCCCCCCACAGGCGCAAACUACCAAACUCACCUCAUCGGCGUGCAAAGCGUCGUCCUGGACCCUCUAGACCGCCUCUGGAUCCUCGACACAGGCCGCGUCUUGACCGAAGAUGGUACGCUCGUCCUUGCUAGCUACGGGGGCCCGAAACUCAUCGCCGUGAGCCUCGAUUCAAAUACCGUACUCAAGACGAUAGUCUUCCCAACCACCGUCGCGUUCCCGGACACGUACCUCAACGACGUGCGCUUCGACUUGCGCGCGCAGCUCACUGCGUCGGGGGAGGGCGUGGCGUACAUCACCGACUCGAGCAGCGAGGGGCGCAACGGCAUCAUUAUCGUGGAUCUAGGUACCGGCGAGAGCUGGCGCCAUCUAGACAACAUCCCUGAAGUGCGUCCUGAGCGCGGCGUCGUGCCGUACGUAUGGGGACAGCCCGUGUACUACAUCCCCGGUCCGGGCAUGCCAGUCACGACUGCGCCGCUGGGCAGCGACGGCAUCGCACUGUCUGCUGAUGGCGAGGAGCUGUACUUCGGCCCUGUUGGUGGACGCGGACUGUUCAGCGUAUCGACCAAGCGACUACGCGAUCGCAGCGCGAGCUCGGAGUUACUAGCCCAAGCUGACGUGCGGCGUCGCGGACAAAGGGGUAUAAGCGACGGCUUCGAGACAGACACCAAUGGCUUCAUCUACGCGGGCAAUGCGGAGCAGAAUGAGAUCGGGUUUUAUAACCCACUGAACGCGUCUAUGACGAUGUAUGUGCGUGAUCCUAGGAUCAGCUGGGUCGAUACGAUGUCCGUGGCGAGUGAUGGGUAUUUGUACUUUACGGCCAAUCAGUUUGCGUUUCUGAAGAUUUUUUUCCCGGGGACGGAUAGGAGACAGAGGCCGUUUCCGCUGUUUAGAGUGAAGCUGCCAGGGAACGGGACGCGGGUGAAUUUGCAGUAGGCUUUGCACUCUUAGUAAAGAAGGUUGGAAAGGCGUUGUCGUGGGUACAAGAGCAGAAUCAAACAGUACCUGUGAAAAAGAGCAUGAAUACCUGAUGAUACGCAUAUCUACAACCAUCCGAUCUUUUCCCCACAUCCUAGCACCCUUCCUAUGUUUUUCCAAACACAAACACCCCCUUGCCUUCCCGAUAACCCUCCAACGUACUCUUGACCUUUGCAAUCAGCUCCUCGCCCUUGGUCUCCCACUCCCACCUAAUCUCAUCGACGGGAAUAUCCCUAAACUCGCCCUUGCGCGUCAUCUCCAACACAUCC
Messenger RNA from Dothidotthia symphoricarpi CBS 119687, 1562 nucleotides. RefSeq names its product major royal jelly protein. Lineage: Eukaryota; Fungi; Ascomycota; Dothideomycetes; Pleosporales; Dothidotthiaceae. The coding region runs from base 1 to 1251 and encodes 416 amino acids. The transcript is spliced from 3 exons. The record is from RefSeq and is a predicted model, not a curated record.